Molecule: messenger RNA, 1921 nt
Organism: Zingiber officinale
Lineage: Eukaryota; Viridiplantae; Streptophyta; Magnoliopsida; Zingiberales; Zingiberaceae
Exons: 5
Coding region: 1-1593 (530 amino acids)
Molecular function (GO): protein binding
Source: RefSeq, a predicted model, not a curated record
AUGACUAAGAUGAGAAAUUACCAGCACGACACUGAUGUCAACCCGAAUUUGUCGCCUGAGAGAAUGGUCGGGAACCUCAUAUGCAACCCCACUAUCGUGUCGGAGGCUGACGCAUCGCUUUCUGUCGGAUCCGCGCUCAACUGUCUGUCUCGUCCCCACACGAGCUGUCGGGCAGGAGUCUCAGUUGUUGAAAAGACUGAAGCGAGUGAUAUUGCAGCAUCAACUGUGAUAAGUGGAAAUGGUGUAAAUUUAUCUAGCAAAAAGUCUGUUAAUCCGAAUCUCGAAAAAUCACAAGAACCCUUAAGAGUCGCAGAGGGCGCAGCAGCAAAUCAAAAUAGUGGAUCAGUCAGUGAUGUGAAGAAAUUCGAAGACACCGGAGAUCAAAGAUAUAAGGACGAUAUGUUGCCAUUUGAUGAAGAACUCAACAAUCCGAAUGCAAGUUUUCGGUUCAAGACAAAGAAAGAACACUACCAGAAAAUGGUUUUCAGGCAUCAUUAUGAAGAUGCCAUUCGGAAUGAUGGGCAUACUUCUAUGGGUAGUAAUUCAAACCAGAAAGCUACAAAAAAUAUAGACUUCUUCAAAGAAACUGCAGAAUCAUUGAUGUUAGAACAGAAAUUUGAGGUACACAAUAAGUCAUAUUUGCAUUCUGAUGAAUAUCAUGGUAGCAAUUUAAAGGAUGAAAGCAUAAGUAGCAUUGGUUCUAACAACCAAUUUGGCAAUGAUCUCAGUGGUUCAGGAGUGAAAACUGAUUAUCCAAUUGACGGUGUUAGGAAAGGCAAGAUUGCAUCUUCGUUUUCUUCAACGCAUUCAACUGAUGGUGAUUUUGAUCAAAAUGUCCAAGAAGCCUCAGAACUUCUAAGGCAGGCUAGGAUAUAUAUGAAGUCUCAAACCGAUGAAGCAGCAUUAGAUGCCUUAUUAUACAGAUCCGAGAAAUUGCUUUCUGUGGCUGUUCAUUUGAAGCCAAUGAGUUUGCUGGCUGUAGGUCAGUUGGGUAAUGCUUAUCUUUUGCAUGGAGAACUAAAAUUGAAGAUUAGCAAACAACUGAGAGCUCUCUUAUCCAAAAGUGAUGUCAUUCUAAAUGAAAAGUCAACUGUUUUAAGAGGUAAGAAAUUGGAUACAAGAAUCUUAAGCAGAGACAACCUUACUUCUGCCCUUACUGAUGUUUGUGAGGAGUGUGAAGAACUGCUAGGUAAGGCAGGAAGAAAGUAUAGAAUGGCUUUGACAAUUGAUGGGAGUGAUAUUCGAGCUCUAUAUAAUUGGGGUCUUGCUCUGUCAUAUCGUGCACAAUUGAUUGCAGAUAUUGGACCAGAAGCAGCUGCUGAUGCUGACAAGGUAUACAUGGCUGCAAUAGAUAAAUUUGACGCUAUUGUGACUAAGAGCAAUGCUUAUGCUCCAGAUGCCUUGUACAGAUGGGGUGUGGCCUUGCAGCAGCGAUCCAACCUGCGUCGAAACAACAGAGGGGAAAAGCUGAAGCUUCUGCAACAGGCUAAGAGCCUGUUCGAAGAUGUGCUAUAUGUGGAAUCGAAUAACCGGCUCGCAAGGGAAGCUCUUUCUUCCUGUCUUUUGGAACUCGAUUACCAUAGGAAGUGGUAAUCAUUUGCUCGAGCUCCAAACAAUGGCCAUGUUCAUAAUCCAUGCGGCUGGCUCUAAUUUACUUCUACUUUCUUUCCUUCGGGAUCGACAUCAUUUCUAUUUCAUGCGAUGUGCACUGAAGAAGAAAUUAUACCUUGGAAAAUAUGGAUGAUAAAAUUGUCGAAAGCUCUGAUUCAUCGACAAUGCAGCUUUACUAGUAUGAUGAGCUAAACUGAUGUAGGUAGCUGAGAAUUGAGAAAUGAUGGCAAUUUUGUGACUGCGAAGCACCUUGUUCUGUAUAAAGAAUCAUAAAACCUAGUACAUGGAGUUAUCUUGUUAGUUGUCUGUA